UUAGAUGAUUGUGGUUCAAACAGAAAUGGAUGCUUAUAUAACAGUACAUGUAAGGAUGGAGUUGAUAGCUACGUAUGUGAAUGUGCAUCAGGGUUAAGUGGCAGACAUUGUCAGGUCACAAGAGAUUUUUGUAGUGGGUCACCAUGUCCUAAUGGUGGGUGUGUGAAUGACUACACAACACUGUCACCCAAAUGCUUCUGUGAUUACCCAUACCAGUUAGGAAAUAAUGGUCAAUGUGAGAAGAUGGAUCUAUGUAACAACACUGACUGUAACAAUGGCACCUGUAAUUCACUGACUGGGAAGUGUACCUGUGAUACAGGCUUUGAAGGUUCUAGUUGUCAGCACAGUGUAGAUGACUGUAAGGGCAUGCCUUGUAAGAAUGGAUCAACGUGUAUAGAUGGACACCAAGAUUACAGUUGUAAAUGCAUGUUAGGAUUUACUGGAAAAAACUGUGACAUGGACCAGGCGGACUGUCCAGGAUCCUGUAACAUGACAACUACACAGAAAACUGUAGAUAAAAUCAACGAAUGUGAAUGUCUGUGUAAGCCAGGAUAUACAGGCCAAAACUGUACAGAAGAGGUGGAUGAAUGUGGCAGUUUUCCGUGUAAACAUGGAGCUACCUGUACUGAUACGGUCAAUGACUAUCACUGUAACUGUACUGAGGGAUGGGAGGGAAAGAACUGUGACCAACAGAUUAAUUUUUGCAUGAUAACAUUCCACAAAUGUCAAAGUGGUGAUUGUUAUAACUUAAUUGACGACAGAUACUGCCGAUGCAAUGCUGGUACAAGAGGUGAGGCAUGUGAGGACAUUCCAGAUGUGUGUAAUGUUAUUUCCCCAUGUACAUCAAGGGGCAUUUGUCAAAAUGCAAAUGGAACAGCAAUAUGUUCAUGUCAAAAUAACUAUUCUGGAGAUUCCUGCCAGUUAUUGAAAGACCUUUGCAGAGGUAAAACAAAUUGUUUGUAUCAGGGCAUGCCUAAUACAGGAGGAACAUGUACAAAUCUGCCAGCUGGAGGCUUUAAUUGUGCUUGUCAAACUGGUUACACUGGAGGGACUUGUCAAACUAAGGUAACCCGCUGUUCCACAUUGAAUUGUGGAUCUGUUGCAAUGUGCAACGAGGAGAUUAGUUGUUACUGUCCAGAGGGAAAAAUUCUCACGGAGAAUAAAGUUUGUAAAACUCCAUCAAAUGAUUUUGAUAUGCUGUUUGAUAAUCUGAUUGGAGAAGAGGGGGCCUCUACCACAGCUGUCCUGUCCAGUGACCUUGAAAAGGAAUCCAGUUUGUCCUUCAUGUUAUGGGUCAGGUUUCACAAAGAUCAAAAAGAGACUGCUGAUGCUGUUUUGUUUAAAUUGGGUGGCAUCAUACAAGUGAAGAACAACACAAUUAUCUUUACAAAUGCAACAAACAUUCAUACUGUAAAUACAGUUGCCUUUGGAUAUCCAAUCAGGUUGGAUGAUGGUGCUUGGCAUUUUAUUGUGGUGUCUUGGAAGCAGAAUGGUGAAACCCUGGUCCAUGUAGACAAUAUACUAAUUUCUAAUGACAACUCUGUAUCAGGGUCACUUCCCAAUAUGUUAGAUGUAGAAGUUGGGAAGAAAUUUGGAGGAAGACUAUCACAAGUAAAGAUCUGGUCCAAUAGUUUAAAUAGAAAUGAUAUGUUCCAACUCUUUAACAACAAGGAUUUCCAGCCUCCUGCAGGAUCUACUGUAGUUCAUGGAUGGUACAACUAUAAAAUGAGCAAAGGAGUUUUGAAGAAGUUUCCUUCGAGAAUUAAAGAUGAUCAAGUCUGUGAUAUUCCUGCUUGCUCAAAGUCGGAUAAACUAAAACCUAAAAGAAAGAGCUGUGCUGCUGACGUUUUUGUGUACUCCAGUAACGGAUUCAUUUUUUAUCAACUUCCAUCUUUUAUUUCCAUGUUUGAUGAUUUCAAUGAAAGCUUGUCUUCUUUGUCCUCAUAUCCAAAAGACAACAUUUACACUUGGGGUGCAUACAACUUAUUCUUUUUGGCAACUGAUGAAAAUGGAAAUACAGCCAUGUGCCAUAGCAAGCUGUAUGUGAAAUAUAAUCCUGACUGUCCUUCACCACGAACGUAUUCACCUACAUCAAUUAAAUAUUGCUCUUCAAGUAAAGACAUAUGUAAAUUUGAAUGCCCUGGUAAUCAACAACAAUCUCCACCGGCUCCAAGAUACAAGAUGUGCUCUGAGCUUGGUGUAUAUAAUCCACUCAACCCAAGACAGAAGUUUUUAGUGCCAUCUUGUGCAAAUGCCAGCAAGGUAAAUAUUAAGGUGGAAGUCUCCUUGAGAUAUUUGUUUGUGGUUACCUGUAGCCCAGUUUUUGAGACAUCAAUGAGAAGUUCCAUACUGACAACUUUUAAAAAUAUUGUAUUUAACAACUGGAAUGGUGUGUGCACAACAUCUGACUGCAACAAUAUGGAAAUCUUAUGUAUUUGUGUUCCUGAGAGCAAACAGAUGAUAGUCACUUUACAAAUAAAUAAUUUAAGGCACACAAUCACGAAGAAGGAAAAUGGAUCUGAUACAUACACACCAAAAGAGGUCUUUCUGUAUUUAAUUGCUGAAGAAACGGUAUUUCAAGCCGAGCACAUUGGUGGAGCAACGAUGCUGAAUGACCAUUUGGUCGUUAGAGAUAGUUUGUGGUGUCCAGAAGAUUACAUGGUUGUUGGUGAUAAUUGUGUUGAGUGCAGUAUAGGAACCUUUUUCAACAGCACAAGCCACAAUUGUGAGUACUGUCCUAUUGGAACUUAUGGAGAUCAGUAUGGAUUGAAGGCAUGUAAAUCCUGUGAAAUUGGAAAAACUACACUAGGACUUGGUAAUACUGAUAGUACUGAUUGUGUCGAUGAUUGCCAAGUUGGACAGUUCUGGAAUGUUACAAAAUGUGCCUUCUGCAAAAAACACUCUUACCAAGAUAUGACUGGGCAAGACUACUGCUUGCCAUGUCCUCCGGGCAAAAAGACAAGUGCAAUAGGAUCUAACAGCUCCUCACAGUGUUUUGAUGACUGUGGGGAAGGAACAGAACUUAAACCUGAUGGAAAAUGUAUGGAAUGCCCGCGUGGAUACUACCGUAGUUUUGCAGAGGAUGUAUGCACCAUGUACAGCUGGAAUGACUACUAUUGGGAAUGGGGCUCAUAGUCCUUUUGAAUGUGUGAUAAAAACAAGGGAUACGUCUACUUUUCCCUCAACUACAAAUGAAGAAGUAACCACCAAUGGUGAUAAAAUACCACAUAACUCCACAGGAGAGAAAAACACAGAUGACAGUGACUUCAAUCCUUCUAUAGUUAUUCUUACAAUCAGUGGCCUUAUCAUUAUCAUUUUGCUUACUGUGAUUGGAAUUCUGCUGAGGAGAAGAUUUCAAAAGGCUGCUUUAAAGAAUUCAAACUACACCGAUCAGACCUUGGAAGUUCAGGAACCUGAUAAACAUUCAUAUUCUCAGCUGAAUGUGUUAAAUGAAAAUUUUGAGUAUGAUGAAAAUGGAGGUUAUUGGGAGUUGGAUUCUAUACAUCAAGUAGAUACUGUAUCUGCACAUGUAGAGGGAACAAGGACUGACUAUGAAAAUGACACAGAGAGGCAACUUUCAGAUGAGCCUCAUGUUUACACAGACGUACAUGUUGAAUAAGAAAUGCUCAUGAAUACAAUAUCAGAGAAUGGCAUAGUUGUAUGAUACAUCAACAUAUUACUCGUGGUUUAAAUUAUAUAUGACAAUAAUUAUUAUUAAAUAUUACAUAAUUUUUUCUGCGUAAAAAUGAAAAGUCCCACCCAUUUCAAAUUGUAGAUACACAUAAUUUGAACAUUCUUUGUUUUAUUUUUAGAAUAUAUUUGCAGUGAAGGUCUUCUUAAUCUAAGAUUCCUAUGUUUAUACUUGUACUGAGCCCCAUGGGUCCCCGACUAAAAUCUGAAAAAACAUUUUCCUUGGGCGGCUAUUGAUUUUAACCUUUUUUUUAAAUAUGAACAUGUCAAGGAUGAUGUAAAAUUUGUGCAUUCCUUCCUUUUAAGAAUCAAGUUUUGAGAAGAUGGCAUGUUAUGAAUUAUUUCAGAAGAUGAAUCCAUCUUUGCCCACAACCAGCUGUAAACAUGUAUGUCCUUUAGAUUAGAACAAAAAAAACUAUUUUUUUAAUACAAUGCUAUCUCCUUCCAUUUUUCAAAAUAAAUUUUACCGACUCGACCCUUAAUUGAAAUCUGCUUUGGAUCUGCUUCGGACAUGUACAAUUUUUAAUAUUGCAUAUAAUUUUGAACAAAAGUUUAUAAAUACACGUACAUAUAAGCAAAAGCUAAGAUUUGAGUUGCAAUUUUAUUUUUAUUCUAUAUACUAAAGUAAUACAUAUAAUAGUUAACUGUUUACUGCACCUCAUUUAAAUCUAAUAUAAGUCAUGAAAUGUGGAAAUAACCAGCUGUAUUUCCGCUUAAAGUCCAUGACCCCCAAAGGGCCGCAAUGGACAGUCAAAGUUUAACAUAGGAAUGCAUGGGGAAAAUCUUUACAAAGCUUCUCUAGAACCACCCAGUCAUGAAUGGUAAUAUUAAUUUGGAAGCAUCCUUAAAUAAUGUAAAUUGAAGUGUGUUUAAAUCAUGAUCCCAAGGGUAGGACGUGGCCGCAAUGGACAAUUAUAUAUUAAUAUAGGAAAGCAUGGGGUGAUCUUCUCAAGAACAGCAAAGCCAUGAUUAGUCAUAUUUAUUUGAAACAAGAUAUGUUUGUAAUGUAGUUUCAAACUUGUUCGAAUCAUGACCCCUUGGGGUAGGGUGGGGUCACAAUGGAUGAUCAAAGAUUUACUUAGGAAUACAUAGAAAAUAUCAUUUAAAAAUCUUUUUUCAACAACAGCAUUGUUGGUCAAAUUUAUAUGGAAGCCCCCGCAGGUAGUGUAUAUUCAAAGUAAUUCAAAUCAUGCCUCUUCCCUUUUAUGAUAAGUUGAUACCACUCAUGAAAUACUGAACUAGCCAAAGUGCUAAGAUGAGCGAUGUGGCCCUUGUUUAUUUGUAUGUCCUCUUUAUAAUCAACUGCGAAGUAAAUAUUGUACACUGUAUAUCAUUAAAUCCAUCAGAUGUUGAAUCAACAAGAAGUAUUUGUAAUCUCAUGCUUACGUGAUGCAUUUAGCAUAAGAAAAUCUUAUUUUCACUUGUAUCACUUUUUUGUAUUUGAAAUUUCUAUGUACUUUUUUCAAUUACAUGAUAUAUAGUAAUAUUUAAUGAGAGGAACAAGUACAGAUAAGUUGCAAGAACGUGUU
Messenger RNA from Saccostrea cuccullata (small rock oyster), 5219 nucleotides. Its product is annotated as sushi, von Willebrand factor type A, EGF and pentraxin domain-containing protein 1-like. NCBI's taxonomy places the organism in Eukaryota, Metazoa, Mollusca, Bivalvia, Ostreida, Ostreidae. Gene Ontology annotation, biological process: Notch signaling pathway. The annotation marks the transcript as partial. Gene Ontology annotation, molecular function: Notch binding; calcium ion binding. The record is from RefSeq and is a predicted model, not a curated record. The transcript is spliced from 23 exons.